AUGGACGAUUCGCCCUCUAAAAGGCAAACAAGCAGGACAGUCAAGUCUUUGCCAACCACCCCCUCUAAGGCAGAAGGCGUGGAAGGCGGGAUUUGGGAGCUCUCCAAGGAAGAAGCCAUCCACAGAGUUGUAGAGCUUGAAAGCGAAUUGUUCGAAUUCCAGGAAUCAUCUAAGGACUUGGAACAGGCAUUGGAGCAUGAAUUACAUAACUUGGAAUUGGCUAACGAAAAAAUCGAAUAUAAAUAUGCAGUGUGUUUGGAACAGCUUAACGUCGCCAAUGCAAAAGUUGUCUCUUUAACCAACGAAAUCACAUCCAUAACCGAUAAGAAUAGAAGUACGGUUGAAGAACUAAAUAAUAAGGUCAAUAAUCUAAGGUCCCAAUUGGUAUCUGUAGAGAUAGCUAAUGACAACAUGGAGACGAAUGAUAGAGUCUUGGAAAAUAAAUUGGAAAUAGCUAACCUGUUUAAUGGAGAAUUACUAGAAAAGAUUGCAAUGCUAGAGAAUGACUACGAAAGAGAGAGAAAGAAUGCAAUUGAACGACAAUUGCACUUGAGUAACGCUGAAAAUGAAAUACGACAGUUGAAAAUGAAGUAUGAAGCUGGAAGCAAUGGAGACGCAGCCAGGAAGCGUAUGAGCUCCUACCCUGGCUCUAAAAGGAAUAGCUUACUCUUGAGUAAUGGCUCUAUUUUGACCACAAAAGGGAUCGAACAACUGGAUGAUGGUGAAGAAGUAGGUGACGUUUCAAUAUUGUCUAUGAGAGAUAUUCUUCGUUCUGGCCCCCCUAUACUGAGAGUUCCUGCAAUACCCAAGUCGAACUCAUUGAAGAAACUACAUGAACUCACAGAGAAAUCGGGUGCCCUCUCAGAGAAAGUGCAAGAUUUUAAAACUGCGUUAGUUCCAGGAGGUUUGAAAUCACCAUCCACCACCCAGCUUUCCAAGCAGAACUCCCUAAAGCGAAUCAACAGCUGGGGAAAGAGGUCAAGCGAAGAGAGGAGAAGGGUUCAGUCGACAUCGUCUUCGCUGUCUACGAUAAGGGGAAGGAUAUCUCCCUCACCUUCCAUCAUGAACUUGGCGCAAAUCAGCCAAGGCGACUCUGAGAGCUCGAGAUUGCAUACCAUUGAAGGUUCACCAGCCGCAAAGAGCGACUACACUCUAGCUAAGAAAAAGACAAGAAAGGGCUCGAUACUAGACUCAUUAAAGGCUAUCGGUAUAUAG
Molecule: messenger RNA, 1215 nt
Organism: Dujonia railenensis
Lineage: Eukaryota; Fungi; Ascomycota; Pichiomycetes; Serinales; Debaryomycetaceae
Source: the annotation of a GenBank genome assembly